CCGUAAUUUCAAUCGUUAGAGAAAAGAUGGUAUCAUUAACUUUUCGCCUCAACACAUUUAAUAUUGAAGCUUGACUUACCGAUUACAUCACAGCAACAUGUCCAUAACUUGGGUGCAUCAAAGAUAUCCAGUUAAUGGAGACGCGACAUUUGCUUGGAAAUUUCCGUACUGUACAAUCACUUCCACCCACCUGACCGGAGAUCGCGCAAACCACACCAUUGCGCGUCAAGCCAGUCCCACCACCACCACGACCGUCCCGCGCCUCCCGCCUCCUCGUGCCUCCAGCACGAGCAGGACGCUCAGCACCGCAGCUGGUUGGUCCCUCCACCAGCUUGCACCCACAGCCGUCUUCGCACCGUCGUCCCUCGUAAGAUUUUUGUGCUAAUUUCACCAGCCUGUUCUCGAAUCAGAACAAUUAUCGUCACUUCGUUUUGAUCGGGCCUGUAAGGAAAAGAGGUCGGCGCC
Molecule: messenger RNA, 465 nt
Organism: Suhomyces tanzawaensis NRRL Y-17324
Lineage: Eukaryota; Fungi; Ascomycota; Pichiomycetes; Serinales; Debaryomycetaceae
Exons: 1
Coding region: 98-385 (95 amino acids)
Source: RefSeq, a predicted model, not a curated record